AUGGCAAUAACAACAACGACACAGACGAUGACAGUAUCUCCACAAAACACAGAAGACUUCGUCACCAAAGAAAUGAAGCUACUGCAACAACCACGAAAACAUUCUUACCUCGAUGAUCCAAUCACGCUGGCAAAUUGGUAUAAACACGUAAAUUGGCUACAUGCAGUUCUGUUGACUUCUACUCCAUUGAUAGCUAUCUACGGUUUCUUUACAACGCCACUUUUGCUAAAAACCUUUAUUUGGUCCUUUAUCUGGUAUUUUUGUACUGGAAUUGGGAUUACAGCGGGUUAUCAUAGAUUAUGGGCUCAUCGAGCAUACACAGCAUCUCUAUCACUUAAGCUGUUUCUUCUAGCAUGUGCAUCAGGAGCAGUAGAAGGUUCAGCGCGUUGGUGGUGUCGUGACCACAGAGCUCAUCAUCGUUAUACCGACACUGAUCGUGAUCCCUAUAAUGCUCAUCGUGGUCUUCUUUACUCGCAUGUGGGAUGGAUGUACCUCAAACAAAAUCCACAACGAAUCGGCCGUUCCGAUAUCUCAGAUUUGAAUGCUGACCCUCUAUUAAGUUUCCAACACCGUUAUUACGGUCUAUUCGCACUAACAUUCGGCGUAUUAUUCCCAAUGGCAGUCACGGGUCUUGGUUGGGGUGACUGGCGAGGUGGAUUCUUUUUCGCAGCAAUCGCACGCCUCGUGGUUGUUCAUCAUGCUACUUUUUGUGUAAAUUCUCUGGCACAUUAUCUUGGUGAUACGACUUAUGAUGAUAAACAUACGCCGCGUGACCAUUUUAUUACGGCAAUUUUGACCAUGGGUGAAGGAUAUCAUAAUUUCCAUCACGAAUUCCCACAGGACUACCGUAAUGCUAUCCGAUUUUAUCAAUACGACCCAACCAAAUGGUUGAUUAAAUUUUGUUCGUGGUUUGGACUUUCGACGCAUCUAAAACGAUUCCCAGAUAACGAAGUGGCAAAAGGUCAACUGUUCAUGCAACAAAAGAAAUUGGAUGCUAAACGCAGAACUUUAAAUUGGGGAGUUCCACUGGAAAAAUUGCCAAUAUUCACAUUUGAAGAAUUUCAAGAAAUAUCAAAGACCAAAAAUUGGGUUCUAAUAGAAGGAAUAAUUCAUGACGUCACAAACUUUAUCGACGAGCAUCCCGGUGGUAAGGCAUUCAUUACCUCGUCAAUAGGUCGGGAUAUGACCACAGCAUUUAAUGGUGGCGUUUACGAUCAUUCGAAUGCCGCACGUAAUCUGACGUCGAUGUUACGUGUAGGAGUUAUUGCUGGUGGUGGUGAAGUUGAACAUCGCAAGACCAAAUAA
Molecule: messenger RNA, 1305 nt
Organism: Ambispora leptoticha
Lineage: Eukaryota; Fungi; Glomeromycota; Glomeromycetes; Archaeosporales; Ambisporaceae
Source: the annotation of a GenBank genome assembly